Medicago truncatula (barrel medic) is the source of this 839-nucleotide messenger RNA. Its product is annotated as ubiquitin-conjugating enzyme E2-17 kDa. The record is from RefSeq and is a predicted model, not a curated record. The transcript is spliced from 5 exons. The coding region runs from base 153 to 599 and encodes 148 amino acids. NCBI's taxonomy places the organism in Eukaryota, Viridiplantae, Streptophyta, Magnoliopsida, Fabales, Fabaceae.
UGGAUCACGUGACGUGCAUGGCAUUUGGUAGUAUAAAGGACCAGUCUUAUUGAGUCAUUCAUUUCUUCCUUCACUCGUCACAACGCAUCGCUGCAUCUCUCUCGCUAACCGAAGUUCAAACCCUAAGAUUCCAUCUCCAAGGUUGAACUGCAAUGGCUUCGAAACGCAUUACUAAGGAGUUGAAGGACCUGCAGAAAGACCCUCCUGUGUCCUGCAGCGCUGGCCCUGUUGGUGAAGACCUGUUUCAUUGGCAAGCUACAAUCAUGGGACCGGCAGACAGUCCCUAUGCUGGUGGCGUAUUCCUAGUGACCAUUCACUUCCCACCGGAUUAUCCAUUUAAGCCACCAAAGGUUUCCUUUCGAACAAAAGUGUUCCACCCUAACAUCAACAGCAAUGGGAGUAUCUGUCUCGACAUUCUGAAAGAACAGUGGAGUCCUGCUCUUACUGUUUCGAAGGUGCUGCUGUCAAUCUGCUCUCUGCUGACAGAUCCAAACCCAGAUGAUCCUUUGGUGCCUGAUAUUGCCCACAUGUACAAGACAGACAAAGCAAAGUAUGAGACUACUGCCCGGUCUUGGACUCAGAAAUAUGCGAUGAACUAGCACAAAUGCUUGAGCUUUUAAAGGACUACUGUGAAAAACAUGUUUUGGGAUGCAAAAGGUUCUAUAAGAGUGAAAAAAAAAUGUUGUUUUGGGAUGCAUGUUGGUAUAUUAUAUACAUUACAUAUAUAGUGCAUCUGCUUUGAUCUUAUGAUAAUAAUAAUAAUUCAACCCAAACAAACAACCAAGUUUUAUCCGAUUAAGUGAAUUCAACUACAUAAAAGACGUCAUAGUGUUCUAUUA